AUGAAGCUGUGCCGCACGAAUAAUGCGGUAUCUGACUGGGAACCCGACUACACCGACGAGGGUGCUCUCCAACGAAGACUAGCAAACUCAAGCUCUUCAAUCCACACUCGAUCUCAACUACUUGUCACCCCGGCCCUUCGUCACAACGACCUCGGCAAGGAGGUCGCGAUCAUGCUUGCCUGGAGUCCCAACCUGGACGGUCUCUAUGAGGACUUCUUUCUGAUAGUUUGGAGGGUCAGCAAAUUCGGGAAGUCGGGUCCAUACUGGGCUACCGAAACUCAUACAGCCCAGCUUGCCGCUUGCUUGCUCCAGAGCCCAGGUCGAGAGUGGGAAGGUCAUCAGCGCCGCGACCUCCAUCAAUAUCAAUCACCAACGCGAGCCAUAAUGCAGAACAGCAAGAAAACAACCUUGACAAAAGCCAACAACGUCUAUCAUUUCUCUCCUCUCCCUCGCCAGUGCCAUAUAGUCAGGCUGCCAGAGGUGUAG
Molecule: messenger RNA, 486 nt
Organism: Suillus discolor
Lineage: Eukaryota; Fungi; Basidiomycota; Agaricomycetes; Boletales; Suillaceae
Exons: 10
Coding region: 1-486 (161 amino acids)
Source: RefSeq, a predicted model, not a curated record